CUAACUAUGAUACAAGUUCAUACAACAAAGUGAUUGGAUGGCUAUGACUAAUAUUAUUGGAUAACUAAUAAUAUUAUUGACGAUAUUUGAUUUCGUGAUCGAAGAUUAGGUCUGGAAAGAAGACUACCAACAUUUUUUAUCCAAAUUAUAUUUGCUUUAUUUUGGAUGCCGUGUCGUCAUCGUUGGAUAUCUAUUAUUUAAGGUUCCCAUCGCGCUAUUUCGAAGAUGACGGUCAGGCAAGAUGAUAUGAUCUUGUUAUAAGCACCAAAGAAGAUUGUAAAAAAUAAUGUAAGAAUGACUGAACUCAAGGAAGAUGAUAAUGUUAUGAUGUCCCAGGCUGAGGACAGCGACGUAACUUCAAGCUUUACGGAAAACAAUAAUAGCGCUUCGUCCCAAAAUAAACAAGCCCAGUCAGUUAAUAAACAGAAAGAAGUUGAAGAUGAACUCCAAGAAAAAGGCAUUCAAAACGAAGAAUGUGAUGGCGGUAUUGAGAAAAAGAAAGAGGCAAGUGGAAGCAUAAAUGUCUGUGAAGAAAGAAAACAAUUUUGGGACGAAAUAAGAAAGGACGUUGAACGUGGUGAAAACAAAAAAGAUCUUUGGAAGAUGACAAUUCUGUGCCGUGCUUUUCAGUUUAGUCCAGUAGAUCAAGUAGAUGCGCUAGAAAUUGUAAAGUAUUUGGUUGAAAAUGGCGCUGAUGUAAAUGGAUAUGCUAUUGACAGAAGGACUGCUUUUGAUUGGAACGCUACUGACGGAUGGACAGUGCUGCACGUUGCAGUUACUAAAUGUACGUUAGAAAUCGUGAAUUAUCUAGUUGAAAGCGGCGCUGAUGUAAAUGGGAAGGCUACUGACGGAUGGACAGUGCUGCACGUUGCAGUUACUGAAAGUACGUUAGAAAUGGUGAAAUAUCUAGUUGAAAACGGCGCAGAUGUAAAUGAAAAGGAUAUUAUCGGGAAGACAGUGCUGCACUAUGCUGUUACUAGAGAUGCGUCAGAAAUGGUAAAGUGUCUUGUUGAAAAUGGCGCUGAUGUAAAUGGAAAGGCUACUGACGGAUGGACAGUGCUGCACGCUGCUGUUUCUAAAGAUGCGCUAGAAUUGUAA
Molecule: messenger RNA, 1098 nt
Organism: Dendronephthya gigantea
Lineage: Eukaryota; Metazoa; Cnidaria; Anthozoa; Malacalcyonacea; Nephtheidae
Product: putative ankyrin repeat protein RF_0381
Exons: 3
Coding region: 295-1098 (267 amino acids)
Biological process (GO): regulation of gene expression
Cellular component (GO): nucleus
Molecular function (GO): protein binding
Source: RefSeq, a predicted model, not a curated record